Zymoseptoria tritici IPO323 is the source of this 1186-nucleotide messenger RNA. RefSeq lists its product as uncharacterized. The transcript has 3 exons. The coding region runs from base 112 to 729 and encodes 205 amino acids. Gene Ontology annotation, cellular component: cell wall. Gene Ontology annotation, molecular function: structural constituent of cell wall. Lineage: Eukaryota; Fungi; Ascomycota; Dothideomycetes; Mycosphaerellales; Mycosphaerellaceae. The record is from RefSeq and is a predicted model, not a curated record.
CAACAUCACACCUUCGUUCUUACAACACCAUCACCACAGUCGCUAUUCAUCAACAGCAUCACCUCCUUACACUAAUACCAACCACCACAACACACACACUCAACCGUCAACAUGCGCACCACAUUCGCUGUCAUGGCCGCCGCCGGUCUCGCCGCCGCGCAGGGUCAAUACGGAGUCGUCUCUCAGAUCGCUGAUGGCCAGAUCCAGGCCCCAGCCUUCGAGACCGCCCCGGCCUACAACCCGCCCGCUGCCGUGACCUCCGCUGCUCCGGCUCCGCCACCGCCAGCCUACACGGCCCCGGCGCCCGCUCCUCCAGCUGAGACCGCUCCGGCACCCGCCCCGCCAGCGUACACCGCCCCAGCUCCGGCUCCGGCUCCUCCAGCUCCGGUCGAGUCUUCUUCCGCCCCAGCUCCAGCUCCGCCAGCGUACACUGCGCCUGCGCCAGCUCCCGUCGAGUCGGCUCCAGUCGUCGCUCCGGUCCCAACCACCGCUGCCCCGGCCCCAGCUCCACCAGUCGUCAGCAACGCCACCGCUCCGGCUCCUUACCCAACCGCCGGCGGAAACAGCACCAUGGCUACCAUGACCGCCUCCAAGAGCACCCCCGUGGAGACUAGCGCUUCCCAGCCAUCUGGCACUGCCCCUCCAGUCAACACUGGCGCUGCCGGCUCUCUCACCGUCAACAUCGCCGGUGUCGUCGCCGUGUUCUCUCUCUUCGCCUACCUCGCAUAAGCACCCUGCUUGAGAUGAGCCGAAACCACUUCACGACUGCGACUUUACAUUGUGUUUAAUAAUGUCUUCGCUUGGCCACGGACGUUGCACACUGCUGCUGCUCUGUGGACAGGGAGGAAACCGGAGUUUCAUGAGUCCACCUCAAGGCGCUUCGGGUACAUGGGAAAUUCGUUUUUUGACUGACGGCGCGAUUCAUUGCGAAGGCGGAUACAAUUGGGAGACCACAGGACUUGGAUUGGGUCGGGGUUACGCGUGUGCACAUUGCUGUGUUCUGAUGUUCUUUGCUUUCGGGCGCACACUGAGCAAGAUUGGCGAGGGAGGACUAAUCACGGCACUAUGCUCUUCCGUCCCUCACCGUCCUGGACCUGAUGGGCUCUCUUAUCCUUGCUUUUCGCUAUGGAUCAAGAGUGCCUGUUUGUAUCAAGUAGCUUGACAAAAUGACAAAAGUUUGUGUAAA